Molecule: messenger RNA, 567 nt
Organism: Ilex paraguariensis (yerba mate)
Lineage: Eukaryota; Viridiplantae; Streptophyta; Magnoliopsida; Aquifoliales; Aquifoliaceae
Source: the annotation of a GenBank genome assembly
AUGGGGAAUCAAAGCAACGAUCCUUUGCAGGUCGUCGACGGGAAGAUAACGUCGUUGAAAUGGCUACGCAACGGCAUUUUGAACACCAAAACGGAGCAUGCCAAUCCAAUGGUAGAGAUCUCAUCUUUUCAGUCACUGUGUGCUCUGCUAUGGCAAGCGGUGACACGUGCUUGGAAAAUACCAUCGUCCAAAACGACGACGUUCAGAAUGGCGGUGAAUUGUCGUCAUCAGUUUGACCAAAAGCUCGAUCCGUACUAUUUCGGAAACGCAAUUCAGAGCAUUCUGACAUAUGCCUCUGCUGGCGACGACCCACGGUGUUUCCCGUUGGGAAACUUUGACGGGGCAAUGAUCACGAUGGGAAGUUUGCCAAGAUUUCCAAUGUAUGACAAUGAUUUCGGGUGGGGCAGAGCCGUAGCCAUGCGGAGCUGGCGGGCUAAUAAGUUUGAUGGUAAGAUUUCGGCGUUUUCGGGGAGGGAAGGUGGUGGGACCGUUGAUUUGGAGGUGCCCAAGACUAUGGCGGGUUUGGAGUUGGAUUCAGAGUUCAUGUAUUAUGUGUCAGGUUAUUGA